AUGACUACAAAUUCUAAUAAUAUUAAUCCUGAAGAUCUUCGUGAACAAGGUAAUCAAGCAUUUAAACAAGGUAAAUAUCAAGAUGCCAUUGAUCAAUAUACUGAAGCAUUAAAUCUAUUAAUUAAUCUUUCAUUAUCUGAAAGAAUAAAAACUGAAUUAACAAAAUGUUAUAGUAAUCGUUCACAAUGUUAUAUUAAUUUAAAUCAAUAUGAAGAUGCUAUUGAAGAUGCUACACGAGCACUUGAAUAUACACCUGCUGAUCAAAAAUCUUUAUAUCGUCGAUCAACUGCAUUUGAACAUUUAGGAAAAUUACAUGAAGCUAUAUCAGAUGCACAACGUUUAAUAUCAAUAUCAUCAAAAGGUAGUGAACAAACAAAUAUUCUUUUAAGAAAAUUACGUGAAAGUGCACAAAGCAAACAUACUCAACAAACACAAUUAACAUCUCAAAUUCAACAAAUGUUUGAAAUUAUGAAUAUAAAAUCUAAUCAAGAAACUGCGUUAAAUAAUCUUCUUGUUAUAUCACGUGAAGAUGCUGGUGCAGAAGGAAUUCUUACUUAUGAUUGUGAUCUACGACAAAUAAAAGAAUUUAUUCAAACAAAUGAACGAAUUAUUGUUCUUGGUUUUAUCCGAGUAUUGGCUUCAAUUGUCAGAAAUUCAUAUCAACGAGCUGAAACCAUUUAUAAUAAACUUGGUCUUCAAUUAUUUGCUCGUUGUUUAGCAAUGAAUGAUACAGAAAUUCCUGCAAGUACAGCUAUAUUAGUUCAUAAUAUGAUUAUGUCAAUAUGUGAUCUUGAAAAUCGUCGAAAAAUUCAAAAACCUAUAAAUGUACCUUUUAACUUUGAUCAAUCUGUAAUUGAAUUUAUUAAUAAUAUAUUUCGUUUACUCAAUGAAUUAAUUGAUGAUAAAACAUGUUCAGCUAUUGGUCGUGAUUGUUGUCUUGAUCUUGUUGCUAAAUUUGUGGAUCGAGCAAAUGGUUGUAAUUGGAUUAGUAAAUUUAUUGUCUCAGGUGUACCCAAAGUACUUCGCGUAGCAGCUACGGUACCUAAUUUACCAGAUAAUGAUAAAAAAUCAUAUUCAAUAACAGAACAAACUAAAAUGCAUAUUUCUUGUGUACUUAGUGUUGUUUAUCAUGAUUUAUGUUCAGAUAAAGAACGAGAAGAAUUUAAUAAUGAAUGUAUAGAAUUUAUUAAAGCUUUACGUGAAAAGGAUGAUAUUCAAUCACGCGUACGAACAAUAUCCGUUUUGUCUGUUCUUUUACAAGGUCCUUUUGAUAUUGGUAAUGCAAUCUUAGGUAGUGAAAAUUUAGUAGAUUUAAUGAUACAAAUGGCUGGUUCAAAUGAUCCAAUACAAGAACGUAUUGCAGUUGAAGCAAUUGUUUUAUCAGCAUCAAAGAAAGAUAAAGCAGCUGGUAUUAUACAACAAGGUGCUGAUAUUCUUAAAAAUCUCUAUCGAUCAACAAAUGAAGAUAUUAAAGUACUUGCUCUUGUGGGUUUAUCAAAAAUUGCAUCAAGUAAAGGUACAGAUACAAGUACAAGUCUUGUUGCCGAAGGUUCAUGUCAAACACUUAGUCGUGCAUGUUGCAAGUUUUUAACAACAAGUCAAAGUUUUGAUAUUCGUCGUUGGUCAGCUGAUGGUCUGGCUUAUUUAUCAUUAGAUGCUGAUGUUAAAGAAGAACUUGUUAAUAAUCUAUCAGCAUUAAAAGCACUUUUUACUUUAUGUCAAUGUCAAGAUGCACAUGUUUUAUAUUCGAUAACAACAAUAUUUGUUAAUUUAACUAAUACAUAUGAUAUUAGAAAACCAGAUAAAGAAAUGGUUGAAUUAGCUGCUUAUGCUAAACAACAUAUACCGAAAGAACAUCCAAAAGAUGAAAAAAUAUUUUUUGAUGAACGUCGACGAAAAUUAGUUGAAGCUGGAAUUAUUCCUGUUUUAGUACAAUUAUGUAAACAUAAAAGUGAAAAUUGUCGUGAACAAAUCGCUCGGUAUGAAAAAAAACAAAUAUUAUAUGAAAUUAAAAAUUUAUUUAUUUUAGAGU
Rotaria sp. Silwood1 is the source of this 2032-nucleotide messenger RNA. NCBI's taxonomy places the organism in Eukaryota, Metazoa, Rotifera, Eurotatoria, Philodinida, Philodinidae. The record is from the annotation of a GenBank genome assembly.